AGAAAAAAGCGAAAAUCUCAAGAAGGAAGGUUUACUACAUGUCGGCGGUAGAAGGUUGCCAACGGUAGAAGGUUAGACGGAUGCAAUGUAAAGUAUUCAGCCAUUUUGCUACCAUCACUCGAGGCAUACUGUUCGCACUGACAGAUCUAAUAUAAGUACACAGUCAAUCAGUCGCACAUAGGCCGGAUCCGGGGUUAGUCGAUACCAGUUUCGACAAGACGCGUCUUUCUUUGAAAUUUUAAUCACGCAUUUUUAAUUAUAACCGGUUUAAGUUUUUUUUUUGUUAUUUGUUUAAUUUGCGCUACUGACGGAUUGCCCGAAUGUUUGGCCAGGUGUACUGACCAAUUGUACAUAAUAGUUUCCAAUUUUAAGUUCUUCAAAUUUAUCAAAAUUUUCGAUAACGAGUAGUAGGAAUAUAUCAGCAGAAAUCACAAAGACAUCGAUGGAAUCUUCAUUGUAUGUGACAUAAACAAAGAUGAGAUGGCAGAAUGUGAUUAGUAAAGAACACGGAAACUUUUAAAAAAAUAUAAUCGGGGAUCGCAAUCCAUUCGUAAAAGAAGAGAAUUCUUAUAAUUUCCAUUAUAAGAACGAAUGAUAUGAAGACGUGCAUGAUGUAUAAAAUGUAUAAUAUACUAAGUGUGAGAUAAAAUAAAUAUUAUAAGUAUAAGAAAUCACAUUAAUAACACAUAAAUAACAAAUUAACAGAAAAAAACGAAUUAUCAGAGACUCAUGUAUGUAUGUGUUUAAAGUGGUGAUGGCGAUAUUAGUUGUACAGAUUACAAAAUAUUUUGUUUAUGAGAAAAAUUCAGAGAAAAUCUCAUAAUUAUAAAUUAUAUUCCGUUAUCAUAUCCACGAUUAUUAGACAAGACGCCGAAAUUGGGAGUGAAAUAUCAUAAAUUUAAUUGCAAUUGCAACAAAGGACCGCAUUACGGACCUAUCAUCGCGUAUACAACGUAUAUGUACAUUACAUGUAAAUAAUUUGUCUUCGUCGGAUAGAUGGAAUUUUUUGUGGUAUCUUUUACGAUAAACGUGGAUUGAUAGAAGUCUAAAUAAGGAAAGUGUAGCUAAUAGAGAGACGGAAGAUUUUUUAAAGUCAAUUAAACCGAUAAGCCAUGUCGCAAUAUAAAUCAGCCACGCUGAGUCGAAUGAUUGACAUCCAUUUCAAGGAUUUGUCAUAUGAAGUCCAGAUCGGAUUCUGCGGACAGAAAAAACAGAUUUUAAAGGGCUUGAACGGAUUCUUCAAAGCCGGAGAAUUGACUGCCAUCAUGGGAACGUCCGGUGCCGGUAAGUCCACACUGCUCAACGUCCUGAAUGGAUUCCAGCAGGGACGAUUAACGGGAACGAUCGACUAUAUCGGCAACAAGGGUACACAAAAUUGGAACACAUACAAAAAGGACUCGUGCUACAUUCAGCAGACGGACUAUCUGUAUGAUCUGUUCACUGUCCAAGAGAGCAUGAUAAUAGCGACCUAUCUGAAAAUCGGUAAUGUGACGCAUAGGUUCAGGCAGACACUAACCGAAAAUAUCCUGGAGAGACUAAAUCUAACAAAAACAAAGAACACAAAGAUCAGCCGGCUUAGUGGAGGACAGAAGAAAAGACUUAGCAUUGCCCUAGAACUGAUUGAUAAUCCGCCAAUAAUGUUUCUGGACGAGCCGACUACCGGCCUGGAUUCGCUGGCGUCCUUUCAGUGCAUUUCUGCGAUGCAGACUCUAGCGAAGAAUGGCAGAACGAUCAUUUGCACCAUUCAUCAGCCCAGUGCAAUGAUUUAUGAAAUGUUUGAUCAUGUCUACCUGAUAGUCGAUGGUCAAUGUAUGUACGCCGGGACGCCCGCUAACACGGUAAACUAUUUCGCCCGGCAGGGCUUUCAGUGUCCUCAAUAUCACAAUCCUGCGGAUUAUAUGCUGGAGGUAGUCAACGGAGAUUACGGAAAUUAUGACAACCAGCUGAUUACGAUGGCCAAAUAUUAUUGCCAAAGAACUGUCACACCUUCAAAAAUGCGCAUCAAGGAACCGUCCAUCGACGAGCGGAACGUACAGUUGCUUUCAACGCUGAAACCUCCCUCUGAAAUUAUAAAAUUCAUGGUACUCGUAUGUCGUUCCAUAAUGUUAAUGUAUCGAGAUUGGACGACGCUUUACCUUAAAAUCAUCAUCCACGUCCUCGUGGCUAUUCUGUUAGGCUUACUAUUUCAACAUUCCGGCGACGACAGCAGCAAGACCUUUAGCAAUAUUGGUUUCCUGAUAAUAAGCGUUGUAUUUGUAGGGUACACCACUUUGAUACCGGCCGUAUUAAAGUUUCCUUCGGAAAUUAACAUUCUAAGGAAGGAGCGCUUCAACAAUUGGUACAAACUAAAGACUUACUAUAUAGCAACUCUAGUGAUCACUCUGCCGUUGCAGAUAUUAUUCAUCCUCAUUUACUCAAGUAUCUCUUAUGUAUUAAGCAGUCAACCUAUGGAAUGGCAUCGAUUCUUCAUGUUUCUGUUCAUCUUAAUCUUGACGAGUCUUGUCUCAGAGGGCAUAGGCUUGGGUCUGGGUGCAACUUUCAAUCCCAUUAAUGGCACGUUUUUCGGAGCUGUUUCCGUUUGUAUUAUGUUAUGUCUAUCGGGCUUUCUGAUUGCUUUCAAUCACAUGCCGGUGAUUCUUUACUAUGUCAGCUACAUUAACUACUUCAGAUUUUCUUUUGAGGGCUUAGUGCAAGCUAUUUACGGUUUUUAUCGAGAGAAGAUACAUUGUCCGAGUCAAGUAAAUUAUUGUCAUCUUCGGAUACCAUCAAUAAUACUAGAAGAAUUACAUAUGUCCAAGCCUAUGUUUUGGAUUGACGUUGUCAUACUAUUCAGUUGGUUCGUGGUCAUUCGGAUUAUAGUUUAUGUGUCGUUAAAAAAGAAAUUGUCGAAAUUAUGAUGAACAUUUGUUAUUAUUGUUAAAACAAAAAUUAGCAAUUGCUCAUGAAAGAGCGCGGCGAUUUUUUUCUAUAAGCAACGCUACGCUUCCGUACAGGAAUCAUCGAUAUGGAAUGUUAUGAAACAUGACAUCAUGCAAAAAUGUGCUCGCAGAAUAUGUUAAUUGUUAAAAAUAAUUUAUAGAAACAGAAAUUUCAAUAUGGCUGUGACAACAUAAUAUCUCUACUGUUUUUCGUAAUCAACUUUCCACUAAAGGUAUUGUAGAAGAUAGUGAUAGUUUUUAACAAAUAGAGAGAAUCGAGACGAUUGUAUAACGAAAGGAAUUCUUAUGCAACUUAUGUAAAACAAGAAGUAAAAGUAACGCUUAAACGCUACAAUUAAAUCGAUCUUUUUUUAACAUAAUCUAAUUAUUGUCGUAUCGGCAGGAUAAGAUAAAACAAGUAGUAAAAAUUAAACUAUAAGACGGUAACUAUAUGGACAAUAUCUUCACUAUCAUGCAAAUUUAAUAUGAAUGAAGAGUAAUAAUGGAUAUCGUAUUUCAUGUAGUUAUAAUUAUGAAGAAAAAUUUAAUUAUGUG
Molecule: messenger RNA, 3473 nt
Organism: Cataglyphis hispanica
Lineage: Eukaryota; Metazoa; Arthropoda; Insecta; Hymenoptera; Formicidae
Product: ATP-binding cassette subfamily G member 4
Exons: 2
Coding region: 1113-2897 (594 amino acids)
Cellular component (GO): plasma membrane
Molecular function (GO): ATP hydrolysis activity; ABC-type transporter activity; ATP binding
Source: RefSeq, a predicted model, not a curated record